GCGGAGGGAGGGGCGGGGGCUGGGUGUCUCCCGCUGCCGCCACAGCGCUCGCCGCCUCCCCUCCCCCACGGCGGGGGCUCCUCGCCGCAGCCUCUGUGCUCCGCUCCCGGUCAUGUGACCCGAACGUAACCGGACAGGAAAAGCCGCCGCCGCCGCCGCCGCGCUGACUCCGUUGUUGCUGCUGCCGGGCGCGGAGACGGCGGCGGCCCCCGCGCGGCGCCACCCGGCGGCCCCCACGCCCCCCAGAGUGUAAAAAAAUGGAUUUGGCCAACCAUGGACUUAUUCUGCUGCAGCAGCUAAAUGCUCAGAGAGAGUUUGGUUUCCUGUGUGACUGCACAGUUGCCAUUGGGGAUGUCUACUUCAAGGCACACAAAUCUGUCCUCGCUUCUUUCUCCAACUACUUCAAGAUGUUGUUUGUUCAUCAAACCAGUGAAUGUGUCCGUUUGAAAGCGACCGACAUACAACCAGAUAUCUUCAGUUAUCUCUUGCAUUUGAUGUACACUGGGAAGAUGGCACCACAACUCAUUGACCCAGUUCGACUAGAACAGGGAAUAAAGUUUCUGCAUGCAUAUCCACUAAUUCAAGAGGCCAGCCUUGCAAGUCAGGGAACCUUUUCUCACCCGGAUCAAGUCUUUCCAUUAGCAUCUUCAUUAUAUGGCAUUCAGAUUGCAGAUCACCAGAUAAGACAUCCCACUAAGGUUACGUCAGCAGCCGACAAACUCGGGCGAGAACCACGGCCUCAGACAUCACGGAUGAACCAAGAGCAGGCUUCUGAAGGCUCACAGCUCUCGCAGUUGGGUGCAAAUCUGCCACAAGUGACCCGGACAAGUAUGUCUGCUUCUGACCCGUUGCCAUCUUCUCUAUCUCCAGAAUUGGUAUCUGCUGCUGGUAAUAAUUCACCUUCAGGAGAAGAGGCCAAUAUGGAAGCAUCUUCUUCAGAUGAACAGCCUGCCUCUCUCACAAUAGCACAUGUCAAGCCAAGCAUUAUGAAAAGGAACGGAAGCUUCCCAAAAUACUAUGCCUGUCACCUCUGUGGUCGCCGGUUCAACCUGCGCAGCAGUUUGCGGGAGCACCUGCAGAUCCACACGGGAGUUCCCUUCACAUCUAGCCAGCAGGGAGAAAGUAAUAUUUCUUUGUCUCUCUGUAACAACACAGCUGAUAAAGAUGCCAUGGAAGUGCCUGAAGCGGGGAUGAUUAGUGACAGCGAGCUGCAGCAGAUCUCAGACUCCCCAAUAAUUGAUGGGCAGCAGCAGUCAGAGACACCUCCCCCCUCCGAUAUCGCAGACAUUGACAACCUGGAGCAGGCAGAUCAAGAGAGGGAGGUAAAGAGACGGAAAUACGAAUGUUCCAUCUGUGGUCGCAAAUUUAUUCAGAAAAGCCACUGGAGGGAGCACAUGUACAUACACACGGGCAAGCCCUUCAAAUGCAGCACUUGUGACAAAAGCUUUUGUAGGGCUAACCAGGCUGCCAGACACGUGUGCCUAAACCAGAGCAUGGACACAUACACGAUGGUGGAUAAACAGACUCUGGAGCUCUGUACUUUUGAGGAAGGCAGUCAAAUGGACAACAUGUUAGUACAGACCAACAAGCCCUACAAAUGUAACUUGUGUGACAAAACUUUUUCAACUCCCAAUGAAGUAGUCAAACAUUCGUGCCAAAAUCAAAACUCUGUCUUUACACUAGAGGAAGAUCGCUCCAUUCUGUUAGGUGGUGGGGACACAGAAGCCACAGAGACUGAUAACGCAGUGUUAGCCUCCAUCAAAAAGGAGCAGGAAGCAGUGUUGUUAGACUGAAUGUGAAACCUAUAUCAAUUUUUUAAAGUUUCUUUACUCAUUUUUUAUUAAAUCAAUUUUUUCCUCCCCCUACCUCUUACCUCACUUACCCCUGCCAUCUUUUCCAGCAACCUCCUUCCCACCUUUUGUCUUCAGCAACCAGAACUGUACUGGCACAUUAGCAAAUUGGACUUUGCCUCUCCCACCAAAACAAACAAAAAAGCUCUUGCAUCAAACCACAACAAAAUUGAUUUUAAUACAAAGGAACAUGUGAAAAAGCAAUCCAGCUAACUAUGUUGAUAGUAUUAGUUAUUCCAAAUUUAAUAGAUUUUAAACAAAAUUUAGAUUGUUUAAAAGUGGAUUUAGAUACAAUGAUGAGUGUAACAAGAAACAGAGUAUCAGUUUCGUAAGCAAAGGAUAUAUGUAUUUUAGUUUCCCUGGUAGAAGGCAUUUUGAGAUCUGGCAGAUUAAACACCAUGCUCUUUACAAGUCCGCAUGCACGUUGAUUAAGGUUGUAACCUAAGCCCUCAGAACUUUUCUCAAGGAAUGCAAAAAUCUCUGUUCAUUGAGUUAAAAAGAGCUGAGGGUGUUGGUUUUCUUUUAGCUGUAUGUUUUCCUUCAAGUAUGCCUUUGGGUAUCUGUUGCAGAGUCAGGCAAAGUCGUUACUUAGUCAAAUUUUGAUUAAGUAGCUGUGAUAGUAAUGUGAUGGCAAUCUUUAUAUAUAUAUAUAUAUAAAAAUACUGUAUAUGUAUAAAGAUUUAUAUAUAUAUAAAGUGUCUGUGUGUAUAUUUGGUACAGGUAAAUAAAUGCACACAUCAUUUUUAAGUAACUGGCCGUCUACUCUCAGAUUCAGCCUGGAAUGUCUUUUAGUUGUUUGACAAAGUUAGUCAUUGCACAGGUUACUUUUAACCAAAUUUGAAAGGUCCUGAGCUGUGUGCAUUUUUAUUGACCUGUUGAAGAGAAGCCAAUAGGUAAGUGUUGUCACCCAAGCUACCAAGGAAACUAGAGAAGUGGCAUACUGGUGAGCACUGCACCAUCGUUAGUGCAGCACAUGCAUGUGUUGUUAGCUAUGUAGAGGUUUGAGUCACUCUGGAUGAAAGGAGAGAGAAAAGCUUUAUUCCCUUACUCAGGCAAGGAAUGUCCAUGAUUUCAUUUGGUCUAAUGGCAUGAGUUAAGAGGGAGGAAAAGCAGUGUUCUAGCAACGGGGGAUCAUGGUUGUUUUAAAAUGAAUCUGUAGUGCUGGCUGGGAAAUUCUGCUCUAUGAGAGUCCUGUUAUUUUGAAAGCCAAGACAAAGCCUGCAAAAACUGAAAGGGUGAAUUCUAUAGUUUUAGUUACUGCUGAUGGUAGUACUGCAUCUUUGUGUUAAAAAUCAAGUUGUUGAAUUUUAUUAUUUUAUAUAGAUGCCCAGAUUUUUUGCUGGUAGCCUAAAAACCAAAACUGACAGCAGCAGUGAAGUUCACUGAGCAAUUACUGGGCCAACAGAAGGUGUAAGUGGACAGAAAAAGUGCCCCAUCAUAAAUGGAGACAGUGUGUGUUUGGGGGGAGGGGUGGGAGAGGGCAAGUCACAAACCACAGCUCUUCUCUGUGUAUACGUUUAAACUGAAUAUCAUCUUUUUGUGUAUAGUUAAGUUCUCAGAUUUGUAAGUUUUUAUACAUCAUUUCAUUGAAUAAAAACUGAAUUAAAUGG
Molecule: messenger RNA, 3460 nt
Organism: Poecile atricapillus (Black-capped chickadee)
Lineage: Eukaryota; Metazoa; Chordata; Aves; Passeriformes; Paridae
Gene: ZBTB2
Product: zinc finger and BTB domain containing 2
Exons: 3
Coding region: 258-1793 (511 amino acids)
Biological process (GO): regulation of transcription by RNA polymerase II
Cellular component (GO): nucleus
Molecular function (GO): protein binding; RNA polymerase II cis-regulatory region sequence-specific DNA binding; DNA-binding transcription factor activity, RNA polymerase II-specific
Source: RefSeq, a predicted model, not a curated record